UGCAUGGACUGGCUCGCACGAGGGCUGACCGGAGUGGCCAACGCCGGUGCAUUCGCCCUGGUCGCUCGGCUGGCUCCUGCGCCGACCCACACCUGUGAGUGUUCGUUCGAGGCCCCGACGGCCGACGAGAAGGUGUUGGCCGUCCUGCAGAGCCAGCUCGACAACUACACGACCGUUCUCGCGUUCGGCCUCCUGUACUUCAUCGUCGGCAUGCCCACCGGUGAUUCGUGGAGCCGCAGCGACUUUUUCGAAUACGACAGUGGAUUCCACUGGCAUCACCGCGCGCUGCUGAAGCCCACGCCCGUGCCUGGCCGCUGGAUCAUCUGCACUCCCGACCUGAGCGUGCAGGUGGCCAGCCUGGACGCUCAUCGGAUCAUCGCUUUGGAGCGGGAGUCGGCCAUCCCCGCUCAACGCGCUCGCGCCGCGUACGUCUUCGACCCCCUGCAGCCUGCCGAGUUGGAGCAGAUGCGUGCACGGGCAGUGGCCUUGCUGGACAUCCUCGGGAUCACCAGCGCUGGCCCCGCCCUGCCGUUUCAGGCCGCUUGGAGAGUGGCGGACCCUGCCUGCGCUGGCUUCGACGAGGGGCUGCCGACCGCCAUCACCGCCGAUCGCGACUCGUUCAUGCAGUCGCUGGACGGCGCGCUGGGCAUGGCGUUGAUCGACGACGAGUGGGUCGCCGUCGCCUCGGCCACUCCCGACAGCCACGACGACUGGUUGCGUCAGAAUCGUGCUGGAGGUGGUCGGGGCUCGCGUUUGGUAGGGGGCGCGCGGGUCAACGGAACGCGGUUCAUGCCCAUGGUCGACGUCGUCUCCACGUCCUCGAUCGAGUCGGUGCCAGGGUGCGAGUGGAUGACGCGCCAGUUGGACUUCGCGAGCAAGAGCGGCAUCGGGCGCCAGUCAGGCUUUGCCCGCGCGCGCCGCCGCAUCUCCGAGGUGAUGACCCACGUGCAGUGCUUCGGCCAGCUGAACUUUUACAAUUUGGCGUCGGCCGAGCCCUUGACGCGGUAUAUCCACCAAAUCGAGAGCGCAGUUCGAAAGAGCCCGAAGAACUCAGACGCGAGCGGCGUGGACAUGCUUCUGUCUUCAGAGAUCGACGAGAACGGCGGCAUCAUCGCGACCAAGUACCAGCGCUGGGUCAGCCCCGCGCAGCGCGACCAAGCCCAGACCAUGAAGCAGGACGAGGCCGCGGCGGACACGGGCAAGGCGGCGGCCGCAGUGGCGGCCGAGGCCAGGGGGCGGACGGCCCCCCCGGCGGCCGCGGCGGCUAGCCCCCGCUUGGGGGCAGACCGCGGGGAGAGCCCGCCUUCGACAGACAUCGCGCUGGCGCAGGCCUAUCUCGACCUGAUCAAGAGCAAGGCUCGCAAGCUGCUGUGCCACGAGAGGCAGACCAUCUAUCGGGCCGCCGCGGACGUCGACCUGCUGGUGGAUGCUGGUGAGAUUGCACAGAUCCGCCCGUGCUGCGGCGUCAGUCUACGCUUCAGCUCGGCCAAAAGGAGGGACUUCAUCCGGGCGACGCACCGCCUCGGGCUCGUGUCCUUCCGACACAGCAUCGCCCACAGCGUCGGCUGCUUCUUCGCCGCCAGGAAGAAUGGCGACAUCCGCCUUGCGGUCGAUGGCCGCGACGGGGUCGACCUGAAGGAUGGGUUUUACCAGUUCGCGGACCAGGACCUGGCCCCGAACUCCGGCUUCGACGUCCCUGAGAAGGCGAACUGGCACGGCUGCCCCCGCGCGCGCGACGAGACCUCGCAGUCCUUCGAGCCCGUGAGCGGCGACUCGCGCGUGUGCCUUGUUCUGCGAGCUGCCCAUGGGCCGAUCCCGGAGCUUGCACAUCUGCCAGCAGGACGCCCGCAGCUGGCGCUGGCCUUUGACCGCCCGCUCGUCGCCCCCUACGUCGACAGCGGGACCCUGAUUGGCCUGGCGCCUGCAGCUAAUGGUACUGGGCUGGCCGCUGCGCUGGAUACUAUUAGUGGUCGGCACCUCGCCAAUCAUGAAGUAGCCGAGCCUACCAACGUCGCUGAGAGUACUGUCGGGCGCGGGGUGGCCGCUGGCCAAGCUAUGAAGCGCGUCGCAGGGCACGUGGUGAACCACUUCAUGCUGGCCCGCUGCGCCCUGGCCGCGCUGGAUCACGUCUACAGCUUCAUCAUGGACUUUGGGCCGAGGACUGGCCGAUUCUCAGCUGCCCUGACAUCCGAGCUCCGCACCAUCAAGGGGCUCGUCUUCUUGUGUCAGGCCGACUUGGGCGCGCCGUGGAGCAGGAUUGCCAGCGCGUCGGACUCUUCCAUGCUGGGCUACGCGCUCCACCUCGCUGCCGUCGAGCCUGACGAGGUCGUCCGCGCCGCUCGCAACAAGGAGCGCUGGAGGUUCAGCGAGGCCGACUUCAGCCGCGGACAUGGCGCGAUGACUCCGAGGACGAGCUCCUCGCCGCCGACCGGUGGCGCGGAGUUCUCUGCGUCCGACGCUGCCAUCCAUGAGAAGGAGUCUGGCGUCCAGCUUCUCGGCCCGCGCUUCGCUGGCCGCGGCCCCAGCUUCUACGGCGGGAAGGUGUUAUCGAUGGGGGGCAACAUGGGGGCUGCGCUCAUUUUUGAGAAGGGGCGCGCCAAGUCGCGGGCCCUGAGGCAGCUGAGCUCGGACGCCCGCGGCAGCGCCGGCUACGAGCACCUCUCGAGGGAAGCGCGCUCGAACCGGUCAGCUAUUCGCUACCCGCGCGACCUCCAGCAGCCGCUCAGGGUCGCCAGCCUCUCGCGCCCGCCUGGCUCGCCGCCGGAGUGGGCGGCCGCCGCCAGGCAGCGGGGCGCAGGGCGCCGGCCGCGGCCCGCCAUCGCCAAGCUGCGGCGACAGGCUGUCGGAGACGGCCCGCGCCCCGCGGGGUGCCAUCGAGCGCAGCCGGCGCCGCCCGCGACUCUGACUCGCUAUCAAGACGCCUACGAGAAGUUAUUGGGCUUCGCAAGCGAGCACGGGCUCAGCAUCCAGGCAGGAGCCGCAGUCGACAGCAGCCUGAAAAUCUAUGUGGAUCACCUGCGGUUCGACGGCAGAGGCAUCUACGACGCUCGAGUCGCCGCGCGCGGGACCGCGCGCGUGCGGCGCAGCAACCUGAAGGGCCCGACUGCGCUGCAGCUCGCCCGCGCCGCGCAGCGAGGCUGGCAGAAGCGCGCGGGAAACGUCUCGCGAGCCCCCAUGCCACAGCAGGCUUGGUUUCUCGCCUGCGACAGGCUCUGCGACACCGGCAACAAGGCCGAUCUCAGUGCCGCCCAAGCCCUGGCCGGCCGCGAUCAGGCGGCUGGCCUCCCCGCCAAGCUCAAGGCAGCGAAGCGAGGUAGUUCCGCGCCUUUGUUCGGCCUGACCUCGGCGGAGCACGAGCGCCGCUGCAAGGCCGCCUUCGAGGCCUGCAGCCUUUGGCGCCUCCCGCCUCACGCCGCGAAUG
This is a messenger RNA of Prorocentrum cordatum, 3421 nucleotides long. The record is from the annotation of a GenBank genome assembly. NCBI's taxonomy places the organism in Eukaryota, Dinophyceae, Prorocentrales, Prorocentraceae.